CAUGCGUCAGUAAUUAUGGAAUAGACGCGCUUAAGCAGAUGCGUAAGAUCUGCACAGAUGCUGAAAAAACUCUAUCUGAUGAUUAUUUUUUCAACUACAAUAUUCAGAAGAAAUCUGUAUUUACAAACACACUUGAAGAUUAUGCCAUUAUGACAGUGGAUACGUCUAUAAAGAUUUCUGCUUCAGCCAUCAUAGUCAUCAGUACUACGGCAAGGAGCGUGUUCUAUGUAGCCAAGUACCGGCCUAAAUGUCCUGUCAUCACUCCCAUAAGACUCUGUCGGCGGGCAAGACAAUCAAAUUUAUUUCGAGGAGUCUUCCCUUUGUUUGUUCCUGGUAAAGUUACUGAUGAGUGGUAUGAGGACAAUAAUACAAGAAUACACUUGGCAAUUGAAUAUGGAAAACGAAAAGACUUUAUCAAGUCUGGUGAUACUGUAGUAAUCCUCUUUGACUGGGGUAAAGUAUUUGCUGCUACAAAAUCGAUCUGUGUCAUGAACAUUAAAUAAAUAAUGGUGCAUAGUUGUCUUCGGUUAAGAAGUGCUGCUGUUAUUUUGUUUUUAUAUCCCCACUGUCUAUUUCGAAUUUUUUUUAUGUGCUUCUUACCUACCAUAAAUUGAAUGGUGUUUUUGCUGUAAUUUUAAGUGAUGCAAUGUGAAUGCUUUUAAAAGUAUUAAAUAUGCCCUUGUCAUUGAUGUUGAUUAAAAGUACUGCAGUUAUAUCAAAUUUAUUAGUUAAGAGAAAGUAUUGAUAGAGUAUUUGUUAUAGAUGCGUCGAAACCACUAGUAAAAGUGUUUUGUUUUUAGAUCCUUGCUCUCCACCUUGAAUGUUUUUAUAUACUUCUGCCCUACCAUAAACUCAAAGGUCUUUUAAUUGUAAUUUUAAGUGAUGAAAUGUGAAUGCUUUUAAAAGUACUGAAAGUGCCCUUAUCAUUUAAAAUUUUCUAAUUCAGAAAAAGUAUUCAUAAAUAGUAUUUGUUGUAGAUGUGUUAAAACUGUUAGUGCAAUUGUUGUUUUGUUUUUAGAUUAUCGCUGUUCAUCUUGAAUGUUUUUUAUUAUUCUGACUUACCAUGUACUAGAUGGUGUUUUAUUGUCAUUUUAAGUAAUGAAAUUUGUAUGCUUUUAAAAGUACUUAAAGUGCU
Messenger RNA from Uloborus diversus, 1135 nucleotides. RefSeq names its product pyruvate kinase-like. The record is from RefSeq and is a predicted model, not a curated record. The coding region runs from base 39 to 503 and encodes 154 amino acids. Gene Ontology annotation, cellular component: cytoplasm. The transcript is spliced from 3 exons. Gene Ontology annotation, biological process: glycolytic process. Gene Ontology annotation, molecular function: potassium ion binding; magnesium ion binding; pyruvate kinase activity. Lineage: Eukaryota; Metazoa; Arthropoda; Arachnida; Araneae; Uloboridae.